Molecule: messenger RNA, 6539 nt
Organism: Paramisgurnus dabryanus
Lineage: Eukaryota; Metazoa; Chordata; Actinopteri; Cypriniformes; Cobitidae
Gene: prdm11
Product: PR domain containing 11
Molecular function (GO): protein binding
Source: RefSeq, a predicted model, not a curated record
UUCCUUUCCUGAUUUUUUUUAGUGCCCGCUCUGCACAAACGCCGCUUUCUUCCGUUUUCCAUGUCAUUUCCUGUAAUAAAAACAUGGUGGUCAUAGCAGAGAGAAGCAGCUGACUGCGUUACAAAUAUUUGGAGAUGAUAAACUUUGCGUCGCCCUGGACUACUGAAAUCCCCCGCGCCGCUGCGUCACCACGGUGUUUCUCAAAGCGGCCGACAGCGAGAGGCGCUGCGCCUGACGACCACCAAAGACCCCCGACGCACUGCGUAUAAUCUUCAGACGAUGUUGAAGUGAAAGUGGACGCACAGCAGUCUCUCCUUCCUUCCUGCCUUCAUCAUGGCAGAUUCUUCCUCAGUUCAAUCCCAGGCAUCCAUGGAAGUUGACUGCAGCUCCAGUACUCCAAAUGACAAGUCUUCAGAGGAGCCCAACAAAAAACUAAAAGUUGACCAUGAUAGUUGUGCCAGUUUAUGGUUCUGUGAGGAAUGCAAGGAGUAUUUUACGGAGCGGUGCCCUACCCAUGGUCCUCCUGUGUUUGUGCCAGACACCCCUGUGACAUCAGGGGUGCCCAACCGGGCAGCUCUCACGGUACCCUCGGGCAUCAGUGUUCUCCGAGAGAGGAAUACAGUGGAUGUCUGUUGUGUGGAUGAAAACAUACCAAAGGGGGCGCUGUUUGGUCCUUAUCAAGGCCAACUGAUGGCCUCAGAUAAACCUUCUGGGCCAUAUUCUUGGAUGAUUGUUGAUGAGAACAACAAAUACAAAUUUAUUGAUGGAAGUGAUGAAACUACAGCAAACUGGAUGAGGUUCGUUCGGAUUUCUUCAGAUGAGAAUGAAAGGAACCUGAGUGCGUUUCAGCACGGCGAGCACAUCUACUUCCGGGUGUGUCGGAAACCAAAAGUGGGCGAGAAACUUUGUGUGUGGUACAGCAGUGAAUACAUGAGGCGACUGCAGAGUGUGUCACAGGACAGCAUUGACCGCAACCUGGACACAGGCAUGAAAUUGGAAGAGCAGCAUCAAGAGGAGCCGAAAGGUCCGGUGCUGAGAUCUGCUCUUCAUGGUAGAAGGACCCUCAGUAAACAUGGAAGCGAUGAGGGAGAAAACCAACCCCAGGCCAAGAAAAAGAAGAUUGACCUGAUUUUCAAAGAUGUCGUUGAAGCAUCUUUAGAGGCCGGUCAAAGUCAGAACAACCCCCUAAACAGCACCUUGGCUUUUCCAAGAUCAAGAACAAACGUCUGCCAAGUUUUCAGCCCAUCUGAUGCAGAUUGCAAAGAGUCUGUCCUCGCCUCUGGAUUGGCUUCCAUGGAACACCUCAAUAGCAGCUUCGAUACAAAAUGUAUCAAAACAGAAGAAACAGAAGAAGAGGUGUCCCCACCUGGUGAAGGACCUUCAACGUCUUUUUGUCCAAACUGUGUGAGGCUAAAAAGACGAAUCCGUGAGCUGGAGGCCGAGUUGCUCCAUCUCAGAGGACCGGGGCAGGGUGAAGUUAUGCCUCCAUCUGAGCUCAUGCCCAAUGAAGACAUCAAAGAAUCUAUCACACCUAUGAUACCAGAAGAGGAUGACCAGGAUGUUGAUUCAGCAGAUGAAUCCAUUUCUGCCGACCUCAUUGUGGCUACAGACGAGUCUUCGAAGCUAACAGUGGGCUCGGGUCGUCGGAUCCGCCGCUUCAAACAGGAAUGGCUGAAGAAGUUCUGGUUUCUCCGUUAUUCGCCAACGCUCAACGAAAUGUGGUGCCAUGUUUGCCGACAAUACACCGUCCAAUCCUCCCGCACCUCAGCUUUUAUCAUCGGUUCUAAGCAAUUCAAGAUCCACACCAUUAAACUGCAUAGCCAAAGCAAUCUGCACAAGAAGUGUUUGCAGCUUUACAAGCUCCGCAUGCACCCGGAGAAGACCGAGGAGAUGUGCCGUAACAUGAUGACGCUCUUCAACGCAGCCUACCAUCUGGCUUUGGAAGGUAGGCCUUUUUCUGAUCUGCGACCCUUGACGGAGCUCCUAAAAAAGUGUGAACUGAAAGUGGUGGAUCAGUACAUGAACGAAAACGACUGUCAGAUUCUCAUCCAACACAUCGCUCGAGCCUUCAAAGAAGAUUUGGCGGAGAAGAUCCGGCUUUCACCGUUUCUAAGCAUCAUCAUGGACGGCCAUAAUGAUGAUCUCCUGGUUGACACUGUCGCCGUUUAUGUACAGUUUACUACCACCGAUGGGCUUCCUGCCACUGAAUUCCUCUCCUUACAGAGACUUUGUGUAGGCAAUGUGGAAGGCUAUCUUCAGGCGGUGGAUCGUGCCUUUGGUGGCCUGGGUCUGAGACUGCAAGACAUGCUUGUGGUGGGUUUGGGAAUCGAUGGUUCCAAUAUGCCCUCAAGCCUGAGGGCAAAUCUUUACAUAGGCAUACGAAAGACAAUCCCUUGGGUGUUGUGUCUGCCUAUGAUGAUCCAUCGUCCUCAUUUAGAGGUACUGGAUGCCAUUAGUGGGAAGGAACUUUCGUGCCUGGAUGAUUUGGAGAACAAUUUGAAGCAGCUGCUUAGCUUCUACCGGUAUUCUCCACGUAUGAUGGCUGAGCUAAGGUCAACAGCACCGAAUCUGUCUGAAGAAACAGAGUUUCUUGGGGAUAUAAGAGCUGUUCGUUGGAUCAUAGGGGAGCCUAACGUUCUCAAUGCCCUUAUUAAGGAUUACCUUGAGGUAGUUGCUCACUUGAAGAGCAUAAGCAACCAGACCCAAAGGGGUGAUGCUUCUGCAAUUGCACUGUCUCUCCUACAGUUCCUGUUGGACUACCAGUCUGUGAAGCUCAUUUAUUUUCUGUUGGACAUCAUUGCUAUCUUUUCACGACUCUCAUUCAUCUUCCAAGGUGACUAUUUGUUAGUGUCACAGGUGGAUGCAAAAAUUGAAGAUGCCAUUCAUGAGAUCGGUCAGUUGGUGGACUCUCCUGGAGAGUACCUACAGGAAUUUGAAGACAACUUUCGUGAGAGUUUCAACGGCGUAGACCUCAAGAACCUACGUGUUGCCGAGUCCAAGUUCCAGUCUAUUCGAGAUAAGAUCUGCCAGAGGAGUCAAGGCAUCCUCGCCCAACGGUUCGAUCCACGCAGUCGUACAGUCAUACAGGCGUGUCAAGUCCUCGACCUUGCCUCGUGGCCUCUUAACAGGGAUAAUCUUGGUGCAUACGGAGAGGAUGAGAUUCUUCUUAUUUUUGACCACCUGGAGACUAUUCGCUCAUCCGGUCGUGAGCUCUUGCAAGAAAGAGUGGAUGCCAGAGGAAGUCUAGUAGUCGAAUGGAGAGAUUUAAAAGCUGAUUAUUGUAGUGUGAAUGGUUUUAAAGAGGUAGUGAGCCACAUCUGCAGAUACAAGCAGCGUUUUCCUCUUCUCAAUCACAUCCUGCAGGUUGUCAGGGUGUUGCCAACAUCAACAGUAUGCUGUGAUAAGGGAAGAGGGUUCUUACAGAAAAUCCACCGAAAUUGUCGUUCCAGACUGACUGUGGAUCAGACGAACGAUCUGCUCAUCUUGGCCGUUAAUGGCCCACCCAUCGGGAGCUUUGACGGGAAGCGUGCAUUGGACAGCUGGUUUGAGGAGAAAUCCGGCAACAGCUAUUCACUCUCGGCAGAGGUGCUGAGCAGAAUGUCCAACGCCGAGCAAAAGUCUGUGUUGCACAAUAUGGAUAUGAAUGCAGAGUUUUAUCCCGACUGAUCAGAGCCAAUUCCUCAGCCAAAAUAAUUCCCCAAAAAAGCCAUCUCAUUGGAAAAUGGCUGAUCGGGACUUUAAUGUGAUUGGCCAAGUUCUUUGACAUUGGCCCUGCUGCUAAAAUGGCCUGGUUCAGCGUUUUCUCUAAGAUGUAUGAAUGCCUUGCAGGUCACAGGCACAUGAAAUACUUCAGAAUGUUCACAUAAAUGGUUGUGAUGUGUUGAUAUGUUCAGUGUUUUUGUUUUGUCGUUGAGUAAAUUCUCGACUGGGUGUUUAUAUAACAACUCUUCAUCAUUUUAUUAGGCAUUAGUCACUUUCGCAAAUUAAAUCCGUUAAAUUGCGGCAAAUGUUUGUACCACAUAUGCUAAUUACACAGACACAGGUGGCGGCUUUCCAAUAUUUUAUUCGUAUUGCUACUAUUCGCACAUAACUGCCGAAAUUGCUUUUUUUAUUUGCUUGGAAUUACCUUUCAUUGUCAAUGUCACACUUGCUCUCCAAUUUCUUCAAAAACAUCACUAGUGUUAAUUUUUGCAGAAAAGAAUGUAUGAAAGUAAGUAGUGAUUAGUGAUCAAUACUUGCAUACCAUUUUUAUUAUUCCACCUGCAAUAUAAAUAAGCAAUCUCUCUCUGUAUUGGUCGUAUUCUGUAAUGUUGACUGUGUAUGAAAAUUAAAUAACAAACAGCACUACAUUUUUAUAGCAUGCCAUGUUGUGUAUGCCAUUAAUCUCAUUUGUAAUGAAAAUAGCCACUAUUUUGCCAUGCAGUAUAUUCCUACCAUGUAGCAGACAUGCUGUCCCAGACAGCAGAUGAUCAGCACUGGAGUCAUCUGCUGUCUGGGGGUAUAUUUUUAUUGCUUUAGUUUUUCUUUAGUUAAUCAUUACUUUAAUGUGUAAAAAAUUACACAACGAUUUUGUGUAAAUUUGAAACUAUGUGGAUGUGCCAUUAUUUUUUAUGCGAUUCGGCACCUAUAAUGUGCAGUUUACAACCAAUAUAUAAACUCAUUUAAAGGUUUCAAAUAUAUAAAUAUGCAAGGUUUGAUUGCCUUACAGCCAUUAAAAAAUAUAUUUCUUUGUUAUAAAUGUUUUGCGUUGUGAUUGUCUGGUUGUACAUUUUAUGUACAGAACAGCCACUGGUGUACACCUGCGCACCCUAUGCCAAAUAUAUAUAUUGUUAAACCUACAACCUUUUUACUUUGCAUAGAAUUACAAUACUAUUGGUUAUUAUGUAAAUAUAAGUACACACACAUGCAUAUAUAAUUCUAAGAAAAAAAUUAUUAUAUAUUAAUACUCUAAUAUAUACUAAUACUCAAUAUAUUAAGUAUUCAUAUUUAUAUAUACUAUAAAUUAUAUAUAAAUAUAAAAAUGUAUAUACACAUGUGAAUAUUUCUUAAAUAUACAUGCGUGUGUGUGUGUGUGUGUGUAUUUAUAUAAACAUAAUUAUUAUAAACAAUACACAUUUGCGACGUAAACAAAAACUUUUAGUUUAAACGACUAAUUGCGAUUAAUUGUUAUGCAGCCCUACCUGUAAGCAGACUCAUAUUAGAACAGGUUUUUUGGGUUUUAAUCCAUUCUUGACACGUUUUAAGUAUUUUAUACUUUUAUUUCGAGCAGCAUACUUUUUUUACAGACUUUUAGCAUUAUCUUGCCUUGACACUAAAUUUCAGUUAAUGCACCUGUGCAAUAUAAAGUAUAUAUAUAUUUACUCUUUGUAUAUUCUUAACUAUAAUUCAAACACUUAUUAAUUAUAUGUUCCUUUAUUAUAAUAGAGCAUGUUCUACAAAAUUCUUACUGACUCCCCCAUUAUCGUAUUGUUUUCUAAAUUACCAUACUUUCAUUAACAAAUGUUCUCAGUUUUGCACAACGUUGUUUGGUUCACGUUGGUUAACAUAUUAUAAAGCCUUAUUAUUAUCAUCAUUGUAUCAUUUGUUGUAUAUCUCAUUUUUUGGUGAAUCGAAGAGCAUACAUGCAGUAUGUGAAUAGUAAUGAUUGUGCUCUCGGUCAAAUCUAGUGCCAUCAAAUGCAGUCCUGUUUAAACUUAAAUGAACUCUUAACUGUACACAUGCACAGUUUACAUUGAAUAGCUUCAGUGUGCCGAAACAUGAGAUACAUUGUUUCACAAAAUCUGCUUAAUGUUCCCAAGACAUUGCAACUGCUUGCUUUUUACAUAGAUUUAGCACGUCUGGAAAUUUUGCAUGUUUUCAAGCAAUAUGCCAACAGUAUGCAAGAGUGUGCCAUAUCAAUAAAUCCAUUUUAUAAUGUUUUAAUGAAUGUAUACAUUUAAAAAAUUAAAAACAACAUUCUAUGUCAAAUAUACCAAGCCCCUAAGGUGAUGUUGGAGUAAAAAAAAUCUAAAGUUUAGUUUCAUGUGCUCAUGUGAAACUUCCAUGUGCUCACAUGAAACUUCAAUGUGUUCACGUGAAACUUUCAUAUGCUCACGCAAAACCUUCAUGUGCAGAUUUUUUUUUAAGUUUAGUUUUGCGUGAAAAAUCGUGCGUACGUGAAACUUUCGCUUUCACGUGCGCGCGCAAUAGUUUCAGGGGAGCACGCGAUAGUUUCCUGUGCUCGUGCGAUAGCUCCACGUUAGCACGAGAAACUAAACGUAAAAAAAAUUCUGCACAUGAAGGUUUCGCGUGAGCAUAUGAAGGUUUCGCGUGAGCACAUGAAAGUUUCACAUGAGCACAUGAAACUAAACUUUAUUAAAUUUUUGCUCCAUGUCCCCUUAGGGGCUCUGUACAAAUAUUUUAAUUUGACAAUACACUGUAAAAGUCUUGGUUAUUCUCAAAAAGAAAUGAAACCAAGUUAUUUUAAAGGAAAACACUAGCGUUUUUCAAUAAUGUACUAUGUUCUUACCUUAACUUAGACAGAUUAAUACACACCUCUC